This is a messenger RNA of Symbiodinium natans, 4224 nucleotides long. NCBI's taxonomy places the organism in Eukaryota, Dinophyceae, Suessiales, Symbiodiniaceae. The record is from the annotation of a GenBank genome assembly.
AUGCAGUUCGAGGGCAGCAAUGCCGAAGCAAGGCGGAGAGUGUUGGAGUCCCAGAAUGCGGCACUCCACUCGGAGCUCGCGGCUUUACAGGAGAGCACUAUGCAACUGGACAUGGCGCGGAUACAGAGGGAGCAGCACUGGAAAUCAAUGAGCCGAGAGCUGACGUUGCUCCAACAUGGGAAGCUUGAAGCAAGUGAGUGGCAGGUAGAGGCGCGAGAACGAGAAGAAUCGUUACGCAAUGAAGUUACUUGCCUGAAGGACACCCAUGCAGUCUGUGAGGGCACUGUGGCUGAGAUCAGAGCCUGCCACCAGCAGACGCAGGUUGAGUCCAAAAACCUGCGUUUAGAAUGUGAAGAGCUCUCUGCGGCCUGGUUGUCAGCCACGGAGGAAGCGGAAGCGAUGCGAUCAAACAGCCAACAGAUGGAGUCCCAGAUCGAACAGCUGCAACAGCAGCGAGCGCGAGUUGUGUUUGACUUCGGCGAGCUUCGUGAGGAGCAAGAGGCAGCAGAUGAGCAGAGAGCCAAGCUGCAGCAGCAUGAGUGGCAAGUAGGAGAGGAGGAGGCAAAGCUCCAGCAAGAGGUUGCGAGAUCACGUGCCUGCGCUUCGCAUCAUGAGCGUCGGAACCAGGAAGAAAGUGAGGAGUUGUGUUAUUUGCACUCAGAGAGCCAGGCCCGCGAAGCAAAGUGGGAAUUGCAAGAAGCAACGUUGCACUCACAAGUUGUUGAUUUGCAAAAGGCAGAAGUCCGGCUGGAAGAUGAGAGAGUCAAGGGCGAAAGCCAUCUGCGCUCAGUGACCCUGGAGUUGGAAGUGCUGCAGCGGAGCACAUCGUUCGCCGAUGAGCAGCAGGCAGAGAUGUGCAAACAACAGCAGAGGUUGGAAGAGGCAAAUGUGCAGCUUCGCCAGAAGGUAGCAGACUUGGAAGAAACGCUGGCAAAGAGCAGCACUAAACACCAGCGAACGCAGGCAGAAUCUCGCAUGCUACUAUCGGAAUGCGAAGAUUUGAACACAAGGUGGUUGUGCGAAACAGAAGCCGUCGGUUCGAUGCAGCUGAGUGCAAAAAAGCUUGAGUCCCAAGUCGAGCAACUGCACCAGCACAGAGAAGAACUCCUGCAGAGUUCUUGUAUUGCUCAGCAAGACCAUGCGAAAGCCGAUGCUCAGCGAGCCGCGGUGACAUUGCAGGCCCGCCGUCUGGAGGUGCAAGCGGAGGCGCUCCAGCAAGAGCUUGAGGCGUCGUGCGAGACGACUUCCCGCCAUGAGAGGCGUUUGUGUGAGCAGCAAGACGAGUUGCGUCAAAUGCAGUUCGAGGGCAGCAAUGCCGAAGCAAGGCGGAGAGUGUUGGAGUCCCAGAAUGCGGCACUCCACUCGGAGCUCGCGGCUUUACAGGAGAGCACUAUGCAACUGGACAUGGCGCGGAUACAGAGGGAGCAGCACUGGAAAUCAAUGAGCCGAGAGCUGACGUUGCUCCAACAUGGGAAGCUUGAAGCAAGUGAGUGGCAGGUAGAGGCGCGAGAACGAGAAGAAUCGUUACGCAAUGAAGUUACUUGCCUGAAGGACACCCAUGCAGUCUGUGAGGGCACUGUGGCUGAGAUCAGAGCCUGCCACCAGCAGACGCAGGUUGAGUCCAAAAACCUGCGUUUAGAAUGUGAAAAGCUCUCUGCGGCCUGGUUGUCAGCCACGGAGGAAGCGGAAGCGAUGCGAUCAAACAGCCAACAGAUGGAGUCCCAGAUCGAACAGCUGCAACAGCAGCGAGCGCGAGUUGUGUUUGACUUCGGCGAGCUUCGUGAGGAGCAAGAGGCAGCAGAUGAGCAGAGAGCCAAGCUGCAGCAGCAUGAGUGGCAAGUAGGAGAGGAGGAGGCAAAGCUCCAGCAAGAGGUUGCGAGAUCACGUGCCUGCGCUUCGCAUCAUGAGCGUCGGAACCAGGAAGAAAGUGAGGAGUUGUGUUAUUUGCACUCAGAGAGCCAGGCCCGCGAAGCAAAGUGGGAAUUGCAAGAAGCAACGUUGCACUCACAAGUUGUUGAUUUGCAAAAGGCAGAAGUCCGGCUGGAAGAUGAGAGAGUCAAGGGCGAAAGCCAUCUGCGCUCAGUGACCCUGGAGUUGGAAGUGCUGCAGCGGAGCACAUCGUUCGCCGAUGAGCAGCAGGCAGAGAUGUGCAAACAACAGCAGAGGUUGGAAGAGGCAAAUGUGCAGCUUCGCCAGAAGGUAGCAGACUUGGAAGAAACGCUGGCAAAGAGCAGCACUAAACACCAGCGAACGCAGGCAGAAUCUCGCAUGCUACUAUCGGAAUGCGAAGAUUUGAACACAAGGUGGUUGUGCGAAACAGAAGCCGUCGGUUCGAUGCAGCUGAGUGCAAAAAAGCUUGAGUCCCAAGUCGAGCAACUGCACCAGCACAGAGAAGAACUCCUGCAGAGUUCUUGUAUUGCUCAGCAAGACCAUGCGAAAGCCGAUGCUCAGCGAGCCGCGGUGACAUUGCAGGCCCGCCGUCUGGAGGUGCAAGCGGAGGCGCUCCAGCAAGAGCUUGAGGCGUCGUGCGAGACGACUUCCCGCCAUGAGAGGCGUUUGUGUGAGCAGCAAGACGAGUUGCGUCAAAUGCAGUUCGAGGGCAGCAAUGCCGAAGCAAGGCGGAGAGUGUUGGAGUCCCAGAAUGCGGCACUCCACUCGGAGCUCGCGGCUUUACAGGAGAGCACUAUGCAACUGGACAUGGCGCGGAUACAGAGGGAGCAGCACUGGAAAUCAAUGAGCCGAGAGCUGACGUUGCUCCAACAUGGGAAGCUUGAAGCAAGUGAGUGGCAGGUAGAGGCGCGAGAACGAGAAGAAUCGUUACGCAAUGAAGUUACUUGCCUGAAGGACACCCAUGCAGUCUGUGAGGGCACUGUGGCUGAGAUCAGAGCCUGCCACCAGCAGACGCAGGUUGAGUCCAAAAACCUGCGUUUAGAAUGUGAAGAGCUCUCUGCGGCCUGGUUGUCAGCCACGGAGGAAGCGGAAGCGAUGCGAUCAUACAGCGAACAGAUGGAGUCCCACAAAGCGCAACAAGAGGAAGCGAGCGCACAAUUCCUUCAUGAAUGUGGUUGCUUAGAACUGACCCGUAUGGCAUGCGAGGACGCAGCUGCUCAGUUCAAAUGCGAGCAGCAGCUGAUGCAAGCAGAAGCGGACCAAUUGAUCAGAGAAUGUGAAGAGCUCAACGCCAACUGGCAGUCAUCCAUGGCAGAAGUGCAGAUUGGAAAUGAGGAGCUUCAGUGUACUUCAAACGCUCUAGAGCAAGAGCAGGCACGUUUCCAGCAUUUGGAGGCGCAGAAGUCAACACUCCAUCAACAGCUUCUGGCCUCACGUGCAUCAGCAUCUAGUCAUGAGCGGAGUGUGUUAGAGCUGAAGACGGAGUUAUACCAGAUGGAGAGUGAGUGCCAAAUGUGGCAAGAUGAAUUCCAGUCACAAAAUUCCAUGCUGAAGUUGCAAUCAGAGGCAUUGCAAGAGACCAGCUCUAGGUUGGAACUUCAACUUGGCAAAGAUGCCGAAUGGAUUAUACAACAGAAUGAGCUGGAGCGAUGUCGUCAUGAGGUGAACAGCUUGAAGGCGGAACAUGCCAAAGCGCGUGAAGAAGCUGAAGCUGCGCGGAUGCAAGAGGAACAGAUCACCGACCAGCGCCAAACCGCGAGAAUGAACGGGAAUGGCUCCGAAAUUGUUCAGCAGAAGAGCCCAUGUGCCGCUGGCAGUGCUGCGCAAUCAAGUGUGUUGGAUGAUGUCCGUGCUGAUGCGUGUCUGAAGAGCGAGCUAGCAGAGUCACAGUUUCAGCGAACAUUCUUGCAGAAGCAGGAACUGGAAUCAGAGCACACCAAGUGCCGUGCAAAGCUGACUGGCUUGGAAUCACAUGAGCACGAGAUAUGGUGUGCUUUUCUGGAGCUGCAGUUAAAGCAUGAGGAUUUGGCAGCAGCGUAUGCUCAGUUCCAACAUCCUGAACUGCAGCUGCCAAGAAAGCUAGAGGUGGCAAUGGAGCCAUCAAGGCAAAAUGAUUUGGCACGCCAUGUUCAAAAUGUGUCGUCGCUGGAGAGGACAGUGUACUCAUUGGAGCGUGUGCAAUUGGAAGAGCAAGUGCGUGAGCUACGCCAAUCCAUCGCCCUCCUCGAGAGCUCAGAUCAGUUUGAUGGUUUCAUUUUCAUGCUGGUGAAAUGCUUCAAGUCCUUUUCCGUUACAGGAGAAAAGGACUUCGCUUUCGGAUUUUCCACGGUUUAA